Molecule: messenger RNA, 936 nt
Organism: Jaculus jaculus (lesser Egyptian jerboa)
Lineage: Eukaryota; Metazoa; Chordata; Mammalia; Rodentia; Dipodidae
Product: olfactory receptor 4D11
Exons: 1
Coding region: 1-936 (311 amino acids)
Biological process (GO): G protein-coupled receptor signaling pathway
Cellular component (GO): membrane
Molecular function (GO): G protein-coupled receptor activity; olfactory receptor activity
Source: RefSeq, a predicted model, not a curated record
AUGGAGUCAGGAAAUUACACCAGAAUAAGAGAAUUUAUAUUUCUGGGUCUUACUGAUUCCCACGACCUGAGCUUGGUUUUAUUUCUUUUCUUGUGUUUUGUGUACAUGACAACUCUACUGGGCAACCUCCUCAUCGUGGUCACCGUGACCUUUGAAUCCCGCCUUCACACCCCCAUGUACUUCCUGCUCCGCAACCUAGCCAUCCUUGACAUCUGUUUCUCUUCCAUCACUGCUCCUAAAGUCUUGGUGGACCUUCUGUCAAAGAAAAAGACAAUUUCCUACUCAAACUGCAUGACACAGAUUUUUUUCUUUCACCUGCUUGGGGGGGCAGAUAUAUUUUCUCUCUCUGUGAUGGCGUUUGACCGUUACAUAGCCAUCUCCAAGCCCCUGCAUUACGUGACCAUCAUGAGUAGUGGCAGGUGUGCAGCCCUCGUCACAGCCUCCUGGGUGGGGGGCUUCGUCCACUCCAUUGUACAGAUUGCCUUGUUGCUCCCACUGCCCUUCUGUGGACCCAAUGUCCUGGACACUUUCUACUGUGAUGUCCCCCAGGUCCUCAAACUCGCCUGCACAGACACCUUUGCUCUCGAGCUCCUGAUGAUUUCCAACAAUGGCCUGGUCACUACUCUGUGGUUUAUCUUCUUGUUGGUGUCCUACACAGUCAUCCUAACAAUGCUGAGGGCUCAGGCAGGAGAGGGCAGGAGGAAAGCCAUCUCCACCUGCACCUCCCACAUCACUGUGGUCACUCUACACUUUGUGCCCUGCAUCUAUGUCUAUGCCCGGCCCUUCACUGCCCUCCCCACGGAUAAAGCCAUCUCUGUCACCUUCACUGUCGUCUCUCCUCUACUAAACCCCUUGAUCUACACUCUGAGGAACCAAGAAAUGAAGUCAGCUAUGAGGAGACUAAAGAGAAAACUGGUGCCUUUUGGAAAGGAAUAG